AUGGGUACGUUUCAUUUCCACUUCUGCUUCGGCUGCAGUCAGUCGACGGCCGCCGUGCAGCCCCCGGGGGAACAGUGCCGCUGGGACGCGAGGCACGAGGUGGCCUGGCCAGGACGCAAGCCCCCGGAGCGUCCUCCUGCCACGCAACACAGGCAUAGCAGCUUGGAUCCUGAUUGGUGCAUUGCACGUGCCGGGGAGGAAGCCGACCCCCAGAGAGCUCCCGGCCCCUCGAAGGCGACGCCAGGGACGAUGCUCGUGAUCGUGGUCGGCAUCUGUGUGGUGCUGCUGACCUGCAGGCCAGUGCUGCUGCUCUCCCAGCUUGUGACAUUUUCCCCGGAGAAGCUAUCCAGGCCUGUGGGCGACACAGCCAGCUUCUUCUGCAAUAUCUCCGAGGCGAACUUCCCUCAGUUUGAUUAUAGUUUAAACUGGUACAAAAAGAUCAAUGCCACUCGCACAGAAAAAAUUGCCGAGUUUAAUGGGAAUGAACCUAAAAUCCAAGAGAAAUUCACCCUCAUCAACCAUACCUCUUCUGUUGAGAUAAAGAUACUGGACCUAACCAAGAAUGACAGUGGCGAGUACUUCUGCGGGCUGAUCGCUUUCUCCUCGCCCAGUAAAGUGAUGGAAAGCAACGUGUCCCAGCUCACAGUUACAAACGAACAAACAGACGGAUGGACCACCACCGUUCCCAACGUGACUGUUGACGACCUGGUGGGCGACUUUAAAGUGCCAGUCAUCAUUGGCCUGAUCAUCGCCGGGGCCGUGUUGCUGGGGCUUAUCACCUACAUACUCUUCAUCACCGCGCGCCGGACGGGAGGGCAGCAGAAACCACAACGUGAAAACGCACUCUUGCAGAAAGAACAGGUGACGACGUACACGGUGGAUUAUGGCGUGUUGGAAUUCCAGCAGGAUGAACACACAGAGGCUUCGGUGGAGAGUUACCCACCUGACAACACGGAAUAUGCCGUCAUCGUGUUCCCUGAAGAGAAGCCUGUCACCCCAGAAAGGGGGAAGAAAACGAAACACCAGAGGACCUGUCAGAUCUGAGCGCAGCCCCGCUGAUGGGUCAGGAGCCCGACCAUGCUUCUCCUUCUGUUUGUCGUCUCUCUACAGCUUUCUCGGAGGCUUUCGGACAGGAAGGCCUGGUGGCAGCAUCUGCACUAUUUGUACACGCUGCGCCCGGUUUUACGCCAGCCCCUGACUCUCCUUCUUCCCCGUAUUGGACAGCCGCUCGAAUGACUGACAUUUUACGGCAGCCUUCAUCGGGGUCCUUCCCUCCGCCAGCAGGCCGCAAGCAAUUGUUUGCUGCUAAGGAAGACGUGCAGUCAGAACACGCUUGAGGAUCUGGACUAAUGGACAUGUGGUUUGAGCCCUGUGUUGCCGUGGCGGAGAGCCACGUUCAUCCCGGUCCUUGGUUUCUUGCACUGCAGGAGGCCGCAUGCUCCAUCCCUUGGGGGCCGGGAGGGGAGGAAAGAGGUACAGUCAUGUGUCACUCAGCAGUUACCCUAUUGGCCAGUGACGCUGGGCUCCAAAGAGAGGCCUUGCCAGUCCUCCUCGUUCAUUAGGAUGGUGAUGGCAAAGCUGGGUCUAAAGGAUGGGAGAGGGUAAACCAGUGGGAAAGGAUGGGAUCUUUAGGGCUGGAAGGUGGAUGCGGGGGCACCUGCUGGAAGAUGCUACCAUAGACUGUUCGAGCCCAGUUCUGCCUUGCUUACGGGCGAGGGAUACAA
Molecule: messenger RNA, 1724 nt
Organism: Trachemys scripta elegans
Lineage: Eukaryota; Metazoa; Chordata; Testudines; Emydidae
Product: programmed cell death protein 1-like
Exons: 5
Coding region: 1-1044 (347 amino acids)
Biological process (GO): positive regulation of T cell apoptotic process; negative regulation of immune response
Cellular component (GO): external side of plasma membrane; membrane
Source: RefSeq, a predicted model, not a curated record